Messenger RNA from Aricia agestis (brown argus), 6186 nucleotides. It is a transcript of the gene IntS1, whose product is annotated as integrator complex subunit 1. The record is from RefSeq and is a predicted model, not a curated record. NCBI's taxonomy places the organism in Eukaryota, Metazoa, Arthropoda, Insecta, Lepidoptera, Lycaenidae. Gene Ontology annotation, cellular component: integrator complex. Bases 121 to 6009 code for a protein of 1962 amino acids. The transcript has 27 exons. Gene Ontology annotation, biological process: U2 snRNA 3'-end processing.
UUAAAACAAGCUGGAUUUACAAUUAUUGAUGAUUAAAUAUUGUUAUUGUUGCAUUCAAAAGAGAAAUGUCUUGAGUACAUAGUACGAAUUAGAUUGGGAGUGUUAUUUUAAUUAAUUACCAUGGAAAGGGGCAAAAUGUCGUCGAGUGGCCGGGGAGGAAAGAGCAAAGCCCCUCAGCAUCCCCAGGACAUUUUUGCACUCGGGAGCAAGUCUACUGUCGUCGUCUCAAGGGACUCUGAAAAAAGGAACAUACACAAACCGUCAACCAGCGGUGUUGGGGAAAGAAAACGUGAAACUUCGAGUUUUGGUACUCAGCCCCCGAGUAAAAGGGCUCGAAUAGGGUCUCCAGCUGAAGCCAUAUCUGGGACAUCCUUAGAGAUAGACCCUGUAGACUUGGUACCUAAUGUGUUGCAAGCUUUGGAUACACAUAAUUCUGACAAGCUCUUGGGUUUGCUAACAGGCUCUAUACGCUUACUGAAAUCACAAAGGUCUAAACCGGACCCAAUUCUUUGUAUGAGCUUGCUGUACCUCACUAAAAUAAGACCAAACAUGUUCGCUCACGAGACAGUUACACAAACUUUGUGUACACUUCUAAAGAGGGAGCAGGGCACAGCCUUUAAGAGCAAAGGGAAUCCACUGGUGUUCGUACUGGCCUGUAAUAUGCUGUACGCUGGCCACAAAGACAGCAAUAGUUGGCCUGACAUAUUUAUAAAGGUUUACAUUGAAGACGCAUUGAAUGAGAGAUGGUGGGUGGAGUGUUUGUGGUGCAAAUGUCUGGUGGAGAACAUUGUCACUGCUUUUGGCACCAAACAUCCUCCUCCCCACUUGAUACCCACUGAGAGUUCUAUAGGCACCAUGUCUCCAUCCGGAGCUGGCUCACCUCUCAUGGGGAACGUUGAAGAGGAAACUGAUAACACUGAACUCGAAUACUCUGUGUUUCCCAGGUAUUCAAGCAGCUAUGAGAGUGUGGAGACACUGGUCCUGGAGGCCAUCAAGGAGCAGAUACAGCGGCGCGCCGCCCCCGACGCCAUCGGCAAGGGCUUCCUCAAGCUGCUGUCGGCCACCUGCGGCUUUCCGGAGAUAAGAAUGAUAGCUGCGUCGCGGCUGGAGGCGUGGCUGCACUCGGGCAAGCUGUGGCGCGCGGCGCAGGAACUGCUCGCCCACGUGUGCACCAACGCGCGCGCCUCCGGGCCCAGCGCCGCGCGCGACCACGAGGUGCUGGCCCAGCUGGCGCGCAUGCGGCUCAAGACCAAGCCGCUGCAGGCCGCCUACCAGGCUUGCCUGCGCGACAUGGUCGCCGACAGCCCCGCCCUGCUGCGCGGCGUCGUCACCCACACCGUGUACAACGAGCUGUCGGCAGCGCGCGCGCCCCACAACAUGGCCGUGCUGGCCGCGCUCGUGGCCGCGCAGCCGCAGCUGGCGCCCGCCGCGCUCGCCGACACCUACGCCGAGCUGGCGCUGCGGGCCGAUGACUACUUGCGGCCGCUGCGCGCCCUCACCCGGGAGCUGGUGCGCGCCGCCCGCGCCGACUCCGCGCUCCUGCCGCUGGCGCGCGCGCUGGCCGCCCCGCCGCCGCACGACCCGCCGCCCGAGCUGCGCGAGCGCGCCUUUCACGCGCUCACCGACCUGUUCUGCCUGUGCUGUCUGCUGGCCGCGCAGCACGGGCGCCAGCGGGCCCAGCUGUGCGCGCUUCAGCAGCACGCACUGGCGUGGCUGCUGGACACGGCGGUGCCGGUGUACCGGCCGGCGCGCGCCGACCUGCUUGCCGCCCUGCACAAGAUCAUGUUCGUGGAGCCGCCCGAGGCGUACAGCAAGCUGGACAACUGGCCGCCGGAGUCGGAGCGCGCGCUCACGUACCGGCUGUGCUGCGAGGCGCCGCUGCCGCAGAACACGCUGUUGCGGCUCGUGUUCAUCGGGCUGUCGAAGGAGAUCCCGGUGUCGAGUACGGAGGUGUUCGAGCUGGUGGAGCAGCUGGUGCGGCGGGCGUGCGCGCUGCCGCCCGACGACGCGCCGCUGCAGGUAGACAAGCUGGAGGUGGCGGAGUACGUGUUCCAGCUGUGCCAGUUCCACCCGCCCGACAACAUCACGCUGCCGGCCGGCUACGCGCCGCCGCCGCUGGCCAUCACCUCGCUAUACUGGCGCGGCUGGAUGCUGCUGGUCAUGAUCGCCGCGCACAACCCGCAAGGCUUCGCUGAGCGCGCCGCCAACGCCUACCCCACGCUCCGCGCGCUCAUUGAGUUCUGCAUCACCGGCAAACCAUCAAUCGAGUGGGGCAGCGCGGCGACGGAGGCGGAGCGCGCGGAGACCGAGCGGGCGGCGAUCCUCGGGCUGGAGACGCACUUGGCGGCCGCCGGCGGCGCCAAGACGCCCGUCAGCGAGCACGCGUCGCGCCUGCUGGCCCAGCUCACCGCGCUGGAGCCCGCCGGCCCGCCGCGCCGCCCGCCCGCCGCCGCCCUCGACGCCCUCGCCGCCCUGUCGCAGCAGCUGCGCCUGGCGCGCCUGCUGUGCCGCCAGCCCGCGCUGCUGCUGCGCCUAGUGGAGCGGCAUGGCACGCGGCGCGCGCUGCCCUGGCUGCACCAGCUGCUGCGCCACGAGCGGCUGGAGCUGCACGCGCUGCCAGUGCAGUGCCUGUGCGAGCUACUGGGCGCCGGCGCGGACGGCAAGGCGCCGGAGCUGGCCGCUCACCUGCGCCGCACGCUCCAGCAGCCGGACGGCGCGCGGGCGGUGCUGCACUACUACAUGCAGCGCCUGGCGCACCAUCACGCGCCCACCCGCGCCGCCGCCAACAGGGGCCUUAAACUCGUGCUGUCGCCGUCCGACGAUAGCACAGAAAUGGACUACAACGCUGACGUCAGCCCCGAGGAGUGGCUGAGCCUGGUGGAGGGGCUGCAGCACUGGGACGCGCUGAAGGCGGAGGCGCUGCGGCGGGUGCGCGCGGCCUGCCUGGUGGAGUGCGCGCCCGCGCACGUCGCCGCCUACCUCGUGUUCCUCGCCAAGCACGCCGACCGCCCGGCCACAGACCUCGUGCUGGACCUCAGCCAGGUGAUAAUGGAGCGCACGACUGUAAUGGGCUACGUGCUGCCGGCGGCGGAGGGCGAGCGCUCUGCGGCGCAGCACCGCGCGUUGCACGCGCUCACCGGCAUCUUCUACCGCCACCUGCGCGGCCUGCUCGAGGGCACCGCGGAGCCCGAGCCACCGGAGGAGGAGGGCGAGCCCAGCGCCUGGAGCGGCGGAGCGCGCCUGCUGCUGCAGUGGGCCACCGGCCGCCGGGCCGAACUGCACGCGCUCGUGGCGCACGCACACCUCAAGCUACUCUGCUACGGACCCUCCGCGCUGGACACGAACCAGGAGAUGUACGCGUGGCUGCAGAGCACGUGGGUGGAGGCGGCGAGCGGCGCAGCGGACGCCGGCAGCGCGGCGGAGGAGGAGCUGCUGCCGGACUGGCUGCGCCUGCACCUGGUGCGCUCGGCGCGCCCGCCGCUGCUGCAGGUCGGCCUGCGCGGCCUGCCUGCCCACAAGCUUGCGCUAUUCAUACAGACCUUCGGCAUGCCUGUGCCCUCCAUGAGUGCUCUGUUGGCGGCGCUGGACGCGUGUCCGGCGGGCGCGGUGGUGCGGCUGGGCGUGGAGCGCGGGUACAUGGCGCAGCUGCUGCGAGUGCAGCGCGCGCGCGGCGCCACCGGCGGCAACGCCUUCGCCGCCGCGCUGCGCCUGACGCGACCCACGCAUCCUCCAGAUGAAGCUCUAUUCGCGGAGCAGAGUCUGCCGGCGGAGGAGGAGGACGCGUGGGCGGAGCCGCUGACGGUGACGCCGCUGCGGGCCGAGGACGUGCCGGCGCUGCUCCGGGCUGCCUUCGACGCCAGCACGCCGCGACCGGACCUGCUCGACGGCUUCACGCACUUGCACCACAUGUUGUGUACGGAGGCGCGCUCGGGCGGUGGCGUGUACGUGCGCACGGCGCUGCAGUAUGUGCGCUCGCUGCCGCACCCCGCGCCGCUGCUGCGUCAGCCCGCGAUCGCUGCGCCGCUACUACGCGCCCUCGCCCUGGCCGCGCCCACCGAAGUUAUUGAGAUAUACAGCGCGCUGGUGGUGCAGUGCAAGCUGCUGCGCGGGCCCGUGGUGGAGGCGCUGCGGGCGGGCGCCGCGACGCACGACCCCGCCGCCGCCGCCCCGCCCCUACCACCGCUCACCACCAAGGAGCAGAUUGUUAAAGUGUUCGAGUCGUGCACGGCGAGCACGCUGGAGGCGGUGGGCACGCGCGUGAUCGAGCGAGCCGACACGCGGCUCGUCGUCGAUGCCAUCACCGAGCUGCUCACCAACAACCAGGACGGCCGAUACGAUCUACCCAUCAAGAUGGAGGCGGAGUUGGUAAGCGGCGCGCGCGAGCACGCGCUGUCGUCGCGCGGGCGCGGCUGCGGCCUGCUGCUGGACUGGCUGGCCGAGCUUCAGCGAGAGACGCUGGGCAGACAGGAGGCGCAGGUGCGGUUGAUGUUCGUGGCGGGCGGUGGGGCGUGGCGGCCACUGCUGGUGACGCUGCUGGCGCACCGCGCGUCCUGGCGCACGCUCGACGCCUGCCUGCGCACGCUGCUGCAACCUAAUGGGGGGUGGUCGGCGCCGGCGGUGCUGCGGUUCGCGGAGACGCUGGUGGGCAGCCCGCGCGUGUGGCAGGGCCGCGACCGCGCCACGCCCAAACACCAGCAGCCCGACGACCUGCUCCGACUCACACACCAACAGCUGGAAGUGCUAGUCCAGUACAUAAGCUCGGAGGCGACGGCGGCGGAGCGCGCGGGCGGGGCGGAGGCGGCGCGGCGGCGGGUGGAGGCCCGCCUGCCGCUGCUGCUGCGGUGCUGCCCCGCCCCCGACGCGCUGCUCACCGCCGCGCUCGCCGCACACCACGCCCACCCGCUGUUACUAUUGCUGCUGUACCUCAAGGUGCCGCGCGUGCUGCAGCUGCUGCGCGAGAGCGGGUCGCGGGCGGGCGACACGGCGCGCGGCGCGCUGGAGGCGGCGGCGGCCGCUGGGGGCGGGUCGGUGGGCGCGACCGCCGCACGCUCCACCAGCGCCACGGACCGCGUCAGCCACGCCCUGCUCACCGCCCUCGCUGCGCCCGCACCGCACUCUAAGGAGAACUCGCAGAAGGCCGUGCGGCUGGAGGCGGCGACGCGCGCGCUGUGGGCGCGGCAGUGGGGGGCGGGGGCGCGCGCGCUGCCGCUGGCGGGCGCGCUGCUGCGGGGGCUGCGACAGCGACACGCGCAGCUGCUCGCCGCCGUCGAGGUGCUGCCGGACGUCGACCUGUUCUCGCCGCACGCCAGCGAGGAGGUGCACAAGAUCCUCGAGAGUUUCCUGGAGCUGGUGGGUCAGCAGGCGGGGGGCGGGGGCGGCGGGGGCGGAGGCGGUCAGCUGGCGCACCGCGUCGGCGCGCUACUGCGCCGGUACCGCGCCGCCAGACCGCCCCGCGCCGCCGCGCUGCUCGCCGCCUACAGGGAUAUCAUCGCGUCGUCCCCAGCGCUAAGCGCGGCCACCGGCGGCGGCGGCGGUGAGAGCGCGUCGACCGCGCCGCCGCCGCACGCCCUGCAGGCGCUGCGGCGCCGCACCGCACCGCCCAUGGAGCUGCUGUGGCAUAUACAGGAGGUGGAGGCGUGGGGCGUGCGACGCGGCGGCGCGUGGGGCGGCGCGGCGGCGGCUGCGGCGCUGCUGCGGGCGACGGCGCCGCUCGCCGCCCACUCCUACCCGCCGCUGCGGUCGGCCGCGCUCUCGCUGCUCGUGAAGCUGCUGCCGGCCGUGCCAGAUACUUACCCAGCUCUGCGCGCGAUAGGGGAGUGCCUGGAGAGCAGCGAGGGCGGCGUGUGCGGCGGCGCGCUGGAGCGGCUGGCGGAGCUGGCGGCGGCGCUGCCCGAGCACGCGGCGCUGCUGCUGCUGCGCGUGUUCGAGCUCGCCGCCUCCGACCGCUUGCCCGCCGACCAGCCGCUCGCGCGCGCCCUCACCACGCUCAACCACCACCGCGGCUGCUAGACCACUUGUACAAUAUGUAUGUAGUUAAAGUUAUGGCAAAUCGCAGAAAGGGUUUACUGGAAGGUUUGACAUAAGAAGAAACAGCACGAGUGCUGCAACUACGACCCAUUGAAACUCAUGGGUUCGCGCAGAGUCUUGGCAACAGUUAGCAGCCACCAGUCCUGACUUGUAUGUAAA